AUGGAGGGCUUAAUUCCUAUGGUUUUUAAGGCCAUUAAGAAAAACAAAAGUAGCCGUAGAAGAUACAAGUGUCUUUCAAUGGGUGCUGCCCCAAUGCCCAAAACUCAACAUAUCAUUGAUUUAUGUUGUCAAGGAGAUCAUCAUGAAGAAAAUGUCAAGGUUGAUGUCCCUUCGUCCGAGAUCACACAUGGUGAGAUUGAUGUAACAAGAAAUGGGCAUCGACGAUUUGGUUCUGCCAUAGAAUUUGGGGUUAACUAUGAGUAUAAGUUCAACCACAUGGCAAAUGAUUUUGGUAGGACUUCUAGCUCUGGUCGUAAACAAAUAAUUCAAAGAUACGAUAAUAAUAAUAAUAAUGGAUAUGAGAAUUAUAAGUUGUUCUCUUGUUUUACAGGUGCUAUCUACUCAUAA
Molecule: messenger RNA, 408 nt
Organism: Chenopodium quinoa (quinoa)
Lineage: Eukaryota; Viridiplantae; Streptophyta; Magnoliopsida; Caryophyllales; Amaranthaceae
Exons: 1
Coding region: 1-408 (135 amino acids)
Source: RefSeq, a predicted model, not a curated record